Molecule: messenger RNA, 2011 nt
Organism: Mus musculus (house mouse)
Lineage: Eukaryota; Metazoa; Chordata; Mammalia; Rodentia; Muridae
Gene: Shd
Product: src homology 2 domain-containing transforming protein D
Exons: 8
Coding region: 764-1795 (343 amino acids)
Source: RefSeq, a predicted model, not a curated record
GGAUCUGGUGACCCCUGGGGACGCUGCCUGACAGAGAUAGGAGUGGGUGGUUAGGGGGACUUAGCCUACUCCAGAUGCCGUGCUGGCUCUAGGCCUCAGUUUCUCUGCCUGGAAAACAGAGCUCACAGUGGACAAGAGGAUGACCGCUCUCUCUGUGAGCCACCAGUGCCAUCCUAGAGAUGUCCAGGCACAAAUGGUCAGAUGGGUGGCUUGAGUUUCGCUCCACACACAAAGCCUUUCUAUGCCUCAGUUUCGCCAACCUCAACGUCUCAGUCGGUAGGGCGCUUGCUAGUAUGCACAAAGCCUGGAGUGUCAUCCCUAAAUGCUGGGAGACUGAGGCAGGAGGAUCAGGAGUUCGAGGUCAUCCUUUGCUGCAACUCCAUCUGCAGCCCUUGAGGUCUGAGCCCACCUCCCUCCCUCCGCUCGCGGACCCGCAGCUGCCGACGCCUCCCACCCCUCCCCCUCGCCCGGCACAAAGCGACGGACGGACGCAGCGGUGACGGACGACGCCUCCCGCCCUGCGCCACCUCCAGCCGCGACCCUGCGCGAUGCUCGGGCCUCUCGCCCAAUCCCUGCCCGGCCCUGGUCCCAAGGGCAACUCGGUCCCCACGCCGGUGGUCUCGUCCUCCGGGAUCCUCCAGGGUCCGAGUCCUGCUGUCUCCACCCCGGAGCCACAGAAGGUCUGAGGUCUGCAGCCCCAGGACGAGCUGCAGAGCUAGGCAUGAAGGUCCUUGUUUGACACCAGCAUAUUUUGGGGGCACCAAUGGCCAAGUGGCUCCGAGACUAUCUGAACUUGGGCAGCCGGAGGCCGCCUCCGCAGCCGCCCACCCCCGACUACACCGAGAGCGACAUCCUGCGGGCCUACCGCGAACAGAAGGACCUGGACUUCGAGGACCCCUAUGAGGAUUCCAAUGGCCGCGCUGAGCCAGAGGUCACCGGGUCCGGUGACCCCAAGUACAACUCUCCUAGGCACCGGCUGAUCAAGGUGGAGGCUGCAGACAUGGCCAGAGCCAAGGCUCUGCUGGGGAGCCCGGGGGAAGAGCCGGAAGCAGAAACUGAGUACUCAGACCCUUUUGAUGCCCAGCCUCAGCCACCAGCCCCCAACAGUGGGUACAUGGAGCCCUAUGAUGCCCGGAGCGUCUCCAGUGAACAGCCAAGCAGAGCUGUCCAGCUUUACGAUACUCCAUAUGAGGAGCAGGCUACGAAACCAGAAGAUGGAGGGUCUUCGGGCCAGAGCCGGAGGCCCCUGGAGGAUGAGAGGCCAGCAGAUGAAUACGACCAGCCUUGGGAGUGGAAGAAGGAUCACAUCUCCAGGGCUUUCGCAGUGCAAUUUGAUGGUCCUGACUGGGAACGGACUCCAUGCUCCACCAAGGAGCCCUGGAGACCACAGCCUGCGGAGCGUGUGGAUACAGCCCUUGCCCUGGAGAAGCAGCCGUGGUUUCACGGCCCCCUGAGCCGAGCAGAGGCCGAGAACCUUCUGUCCCUCUGCAAGGAAGGCAGCUACCUCGUUCGGCUCAGCGAGACCAGGGCUCAGGACUGCAUUCUGUCUCUCAGAAGCAACCAGGGUUCCAUGCACCUGAAAUUCGCAAGGACCCGGGAGAACCAGGUGGUACUGGGACAGCACAGUGGGCCCUUCCCCAGCAUACCUGAGCUGGUCCUGCAUUACAGUGCCCGCCCACUGCCCGUGCAAGGGGCAGAGCACCUGGCCCUGCUCUAUCCUGUCACCAGCAGCCAGAGCUCUCAAGGACCCUGCACAUUGGCUGCUAAGCCAGAGAGGGGACAAGGGGACCCAUGACGCACAGACUUCCUUUAAUGCCCUCUAGUGGGGUGCUCCAGAUCAUGGCCUGCGGGCAUGCUUGACAGGUGAAGAAAGGCGGCUGCCGCCAGGCCUGCUGGGCUCAACCCUGGGAAUCCACACGGUGGCAGCCGAGAGCUGCAAGUCGUUCUCUGAUUUACAAACAAGUCACACACCAUAAAUUAAUAAAUAAAUGUAAUAAAAAUUAAUCUUAAA